AGUGUGAUUUUCACAUGCUGGACACACCGCGACCCUCCUGGUUGUUUUAGUACCGGCGUGUUUCGGAAUUAUCUGGCUGAGUGGGAUUUUGUCGGGAAGGCGCACUGAGAUGUUGCUGAAGUUGAUGGUGUUGUGGAUUUGCUGGAUCGGAGUGAGAUCUGAGUUUGAUGGGAGGUGGCCCAUGCCGAUGGCAUCGUCCAACGGUCUGUGCCGGUACGGAGCCCGAGUCGACUGCUGCUGGGGCUGGACCCGACGUUCCUGGUCGCACUGCCAACCCGUAUGUCAGCAUGGAUGCAAACACGGAGAAUGCGUCGGACCCAACAAGUGCACGUGCCACCCGGGAUUCACAGGAAAGACCUGCAACCAAGAUCUGAACGAGUGUGGCCUGAAGCCUCGGCCCUGUAAACACAGGUGCAUGAACACGUACGGCAGCUACAAGUGCUACUGCCUUAACGGCUACAUGCUUCAGCCUGACGGGACCUGCGGAAACGGCAGGACGUGUGCCAUGGCGAACUGCCAGUACGGCUGUGAGGUGAUGAAAGGAGAAGUCCGCUGUCAGUGCCCAUCGCCCGGUCUGCAGCUCGCCCCAGAUGGUCGGACAUGCGUAGACGUGGAUGAGUGUGUGACAGGACAAGGCGUUUGCCCGCGUUUCCGCAAGUGCGUCAACACGUUCGGGAGUUACAUCUGCAAGUGCCACGACGGCUUCGACCUGCAGUACAUCAAUGCAAAAUACCAGUGCGUAGAUGUGGACGAGUGCUCGAGCGGUCGGCACACAUGUGGUCUGUACUCCAACUGCUACAACGUCCCGGGCUCCUUCAAAUGCAAGUGUAAGGACGGGUUCCGCAGCGGCACCGGCCAGGACUGUAAACCCAUCCCCAAAGUGAUCAUCGAUCCUCCCCAGCCUGGAAAGACCACACCCGCUAACAACAACAACAGGAUUCCAGAAACAGAGCAUAAAAGACCAAGAAUUACUGUUUUUGACAAGACCACGUCAGCAACGAUCAAAACUCCUGUACCUCCAAAGAAAGUCCUCCCAACACCCAAAAGGCCAAUUAUCCCAACCCGCAGACCACCAGUCAUCCAUCCCAAACCACCCGUAACCCCACCCAGACCACCAGUCAUCCAUCCCAAACCACCCGUAACCCCACCCAGACCACCAGUGAUCCAUCCCAAACCCCCCGUAACCCCUCCUAAGCCGGCUUUGAUCACCCCCAAGCCCUACGUUCCGACCCGCCGCCCUGUGCCUGCGGUGACGCCGGGCCCACCGGUCACGACCGUGGAUAACACCAUUCAUAAAGACGUUCCUGAUAAACAGAGAGGAGACGUCCACAUACCACGGACUCAUGAUCGGAACAACAAUCUGGGCAUUGACUUGGAUAUUGAACUGGGAAACACUGAAGAAGAGCUUCGAGACGACCCAGAUUCUGGAUAUCUGAGCUGUUCAUUUGAUCAUGGACUGUGUGACUGGAUCCAGAGGAGAGAAGGAGAUGUGCACUGGGACACAGUACCAGAUCCUGCAGGAGGAAAGUACCUGACCAUCUCGGAGGUGCCGGGUAAGCGAAGCGGCCGCGGCGCUCAGCUCGUCCUCCCGCUGGCGUCCCCCUGGAGUGAGGGUAACCUGUGCCUGGCUUUCCGCCACAAGCUGGCGGGCCACCACGUGGGCAUGCUGCAGGUGUUUGUACAGAAGGGUCGGCAGCACAGUCCAGCUGUGUGGGGUCGAACAGGAGGAAACGGCUGGAGGACGACACAGAUCACGCUGUGGGGCAGCGGACUGGAGAGUGUUAUUGUGAAGGGCGAGAGGCGGAGAGGCCACACCGGCGAGAUGGCGCUGGACGACAUCAGUCUGAGGACGGGCGUCUGUCAGGAAGAGUACAACCUGAGGAGACUCUAACACAAACACAAUCAGAGACCCUGUCAUCCCAUUAUUAUCUGUUCACUUCAGAAACGGGGAUGUUCCUCCUCCCGGGACGUCCCUACAGGCCGAGUGCGCUCUUUGAAGCAGCGAUUCUCUUAUGGUAGCCGGAUUGAUUUGUGAAUAUAUAUUUAAAAAAAAACAUUAUUUGGGAUAAUAAAUUGUUGAUUUUUUUGUAGACGCUCUUUACUUUCUGACAUGUAUAGUAAUAGGAUUAUUUAACCGGCUGCACUAUGGCCGCACGCUUGCUCCUGAGACUGCCUUUAUAAAGCCUUAAACCAGCCAGCGAGAGCGAGAGCCGCGUGCUUCUGAGCAGCUCAGAUCCGAGAGAACCUUUUUCUGUUGUGUUAUUGUAAAUGUAUCAGUGUGUAAAUAUAUAAGCAGUUAUAUUUGAAGAAUGUUUGCAUUAUACUUUACUGGUGCAAAAUGACAGCCAGUGAAUUCAGUGUACACUUACCGGCCACUUGAAUAGGUUCACCCGUCUUGUGAUCGCUCAGUGGUUAAGGUACUGGACUAGUAAACAGAAGGUUGCCGGUUCAAGCCCUGCCACCACCAAGUUGCCACUGUUGGGUCCCUGAGCAAGGCCCUUAACCCUCAAUUGCUCAUUGUGUA
Trichomycterus rosablanca is the source of this 2524-nucleotide messenger RNA. It is a transcript of the gene npnta, whose product is annotated as nephronectin a. The record is from RefSeq and is a predicted model, not a curated record. Lineage: Eukaryota; Metazoa; Chordata; Actinopteri; Siluriformes; Trichomycteridae. Bases 110 to 1891 code for a protein of 593 amino acids. Gene Ontology annotation, molecular function: calcium ion binding. Gene Ontology annotation, cellular component: membrane. The transcript has 12 exons.